UCAUUUAGCAGUAUUUUAAGCUAAGGUUGUUUGGACCUAAGUACUUGUUAACAAUGAUUUAUUCGCUUUUUUCAUCCGUUAUAAAAUUUCUGUGAGAUGAAUAAGAACUAUCCGCGUGAAAUACACAUUCAAAAUGGAAAAUAUUUAUCUAAUCGAAAUGCCUUGAACAAUGCUGUGAAAGAAAACAGCAAGUUAGGAAGAAAUGUAACUAUUCACUGGUGUGACUCUCAAAUGUCUUAUCAUGAGCUAUCUCGAGAAUAUACUGGAGUUGAUAUACGCAACAACGAAUUGCAAAACAACGAAUAUCUUGCUGCACCUGGUGGUCAAUUAAGAACUGCUAUUUCAGAAGUAGAAGGUCUAGACAGAUUUGCAAAACAGUAUUCGGAAGAGAAAUCUUCAACGCCACCCGAAAAAAGUGGUCAAAUGAAUGGUCAUCCUAAUAAACCUGAUCCCAACUAUGUUUCUACAGAAUCCCUUUCCUUAAUUAGAAAGGAUCCUAGCCGUAAAAGCAAUCAACAGCCUGUACAAAAGCGACCAGAUAGUUUGACAGUUUUUGAAAAAUUGUGUUUAAAUUUCUCUAAAGAUUCAACUUAUAAAAAUGAAAUACGAGCUGGAAAACGAUUAGGAUUUUAUCGAUUUGUUCUGGAUAUUGGCAGAGGGAACUUUUCAAAAGUCAAGCUUGCGCUUCAUAGUUUAGUUAACAUCGAAGUUGCGGUCAAAGUAAUUGAUAGAACCAAGUUUGAUGAAAAAACUCGACGUUUACUUUCUCAAGAACUAACAAACAUGGAACGUUUACACCAUCCACAUAUAAUUCGUGCAUAUGAAGCACAUGAAGUAUUACAACGUUGGCAUUUAGUUAUGGAAUAUGCUCCUAAAGGUGAACUUAAUUCAUAUUUAAAACGAUCCGGUCGAUUGGAUGAAAAAACGUCUAAAAAUUAUUCUUCACAAAUACUUUCUGCGCUUGAUCAUUUACACAAUAAUGGCGUGGUUCAUCGAGAUCUCAAGGCAGAGAAUGUCUUCAUCGUCAGCAAUAUGUAUGUUAAGCUUGGUGACUUUGGCUUUUCCAAAUGUGUCGCUCCAGAUGCUGCCUUAACCACGUUUUGUGGCUCUCCACCGUACGCUGCUCCUGAAUUGUUUGUUGCGGAUUCUUACACGGGGCCGGCUGUAGAUCUCUGGGCUCUUGGUGUUCUCUUAUUUUAUAUGGUGACUGGAAAUUUGCCUUUCAAGGGGGAUAGUCUACACAAAAUUAAACGUUUAAUUUUAUCAAGUGAUUAUCGAAUUCCGGCCUAUGUUACACCAAACUGUCAAACACUAAUCACAGGAUUAUUGACGGCUGCUGUUGAACGCAGAUUUACCGUGUCUCAGGCGAAAACGUCUGCUUGGUUUAGCGAUGUUGAUUGGUACCAUCUAAUGAAGCAUAAAGAUCCAACUCCAGAUGAGAUCGAUGAUGCAUCUGCUAGGUACCUACUGAAAAAAUGGUGGGAUGUGGACUCUUACGAAUUAGACAAAGCGUUAAAUGAAGGUCCUAAAAACAAACUAACUGGUAUUUAUCGAAUUCUUCGUAGCAAAGGCUUGCAAUACGAAAAGGAUCCUACUUUACCUGAUCAAAAAUAUAAGAAUAAACGAGGUCGAGUUAAACGUAAUGGUUCUUGUGGUACCGGGAAGAAUAAACCACGGCCAGCUAGCGUAUCGCAUAAAGAAUUAACGACUAUUGAUCUGAGAGAUCAAAAGUCGAUGAAAAACGGUGAAAACUCUACACGAACAUGCAACAUUUUGUAAAAAUGUAUAAUUCAUUUUUGUUUUAUUCGCCUUUCAUUUCAUUUUUUAAUUGUAAACAAUUUAUUUCUUUUCCUUUUGUUUUGUUUAUAUCACUUACUCUAAGUUAAUUUUGCAUGGAAUACAAUUUAUAACUGACUUUUGUCUAAUAUUCAACAUAACAUCAUCCUCUCUAAUAAUGUGCUGUUAUUUCUCAUACAUUUUCAAGUGUUACCAAUAACUAUCCACUACUUUUGUUCAACUUCACUGAUUAUUUUUACGAUGAAGGUUAUCGUUAAAAAAAAUGCCAUUUUUUAAAACAACUAUCAAUUUAUAUCACAAGUCUUUCUACUGCUGGUAUUGUUUGUACUGCUUAAUGUAAUGUUAAUGAUUCUUACUUAUUGUUCUUUUAUCUAUUGUUUUAUUUCCAAAUAAAAAGCGACUCAUUUUCUAUUGUUUUCAUGGCUUUCGUCAUACAUAGUCUUGGUUGCUUCAUCUACGUUUUAUACCAUAAAAACCACUAUUUAAACAAUAUAAUCAUUUGUAUUGUUAAAAAAAUAAGUUAACUUUAAUUCAUACAUUUCUACCCAUUAUUUAUACACAAGAAAUACGCAUACAUAUAGCUGUAUACAAACUAAAUCAUUCUAUUAAAUGAUUGGCUGUGAGAUAGUUCAUUCUUUGAUUGGCUGUGUAAUCAAUCAAUCGAUUGAAUGUGCUCUUUCUACACUAUGAUACAUAGAUCACGAUUAUCUAAUUAGCUAACCUUAACACCUGAUUCUUCAAUAUAUUGAUAAUCUUUUUGAAAUAUAUCUGUUAAUUUAUUUUCGACUACAUUUUUCUCUCAGUUUCUAUUUUAUGGUUUAUCUUCCUGUGAUUAUUAUAACUAUUGCUGUUACAGUUUAUUUUCUAUAAAUAAUUUCUCCCAUCUGAAAUAUGCCUUUUCUAUUGAAUUACUCUAUGAAUCGAACUUCAUGUUGCAUAAGUAGCUAUUUUUUGUUCAUUAUGUGUCAUCAAAAAUCACAAUGUUUACUUAUAUGAUGAUUAAUUAAAAUAUUAAAAAUUUAUUACUUAUUUUCAUUAUUAAUAUUCUUUUUUUUCCCUCUUUCAACAUUUUUAUCACUGAAAUAAGUUUCAAACAUAUGCAAAGAUGAAAUGAACACAUGAACUUCUUGCAUGGUAAACUUGAAUUUAAUAUCACAAAAUAAUAAUAAUAAUCACAAUAUUGAUCAUGUUUAUAAAUUAAGUAAAUUAUUCACUUAAUGAAAUGGAAGCAUGUUUAACAAAUAUGCUUAUCUCUAUAUCAUGAUGUUCAUUUUAUCAUGAAUUGCUGACAAUGAAUAUAAUGCCUGAUAUAUUAUUCUCCAGUAAAAUGAUGAGAAAGACAAAAUGAAACAAAUAUUCUUUUUUAUUGCUGCAAUGUUAAUUUUGGUAUUUUCUCUUGGUCUGUGUUUUUUUGAAUGACCUAUUAUUUUUUGCUGUUUCGUUCAUUUUUGUAAGUUUUUUUUUAUCCUGGUGUUAUUUUAUUAGACGAAUUGCAAUGAAAAUAAAAUCGGAAUCUCUUUUCUCCAUUUACAUUUUGUCGUAUAAUACAAAUGCAGUUGAUUUUUUUUCUCUACCAACUGAAUUGGAUAAUCGUAUUUGAUUUUAUGUGAAAUAAUAUGAAUGACCAAAUCGAAAAAUAAACAAUUUUGAUUACUUUUU
This is a messenger RNA of Schistosoma turkestanicum, 3456 nucleotides long. Lineage: Eukaryota; Metazoa; Platyhelminthes; Trematoda; Strigeidida; Schistosomatidae. The record is from the annotation of a GenBank genome assembly.